Molecule: messenger RNA, 4770 nt
Organism: Spathaspora passalidarum NRRL Y-27907
Lineage: Eukaryota; Fungi; Ascomycota; Pichiomycetes; Serinales; Debaryomycetaceae
Gene: ESP1
Product: separase
Exons: 1
Coding region: 1-4770 (1589 amino acids)
Biological process (GO): proteolysis; meiotic chromosome separation
Cellular component (GO): nucleus; mitotic spindle; cytoplasm
Molecular function (GO): cysteine-type endopeptidase activity
Source: RefSeq, a predicted model, not a curated record
AUGAAAGAAAUUGUCUUAGAUCAGGGAGUUAUACUCUUUCUACAAUCGCAGCUAUCAACGCCUUUGUCUCAAUCACAAAGACCAAACAUCCCUCAACAAUAUGAUCUCAAAAAAUUAGAAUCUACGUGCCUUGCUUACUUGGGAGAAAACUUAGCACCCACCAAGGUUAUAUCAUCAACAUACAUUGAAUCAAUACUGUCAAGUCUUAACUGUCUUUAUUUGAUUUAUCUGAACAAUAAACAAUCCAAGGUUGGGGUAUUCCGUAAACACCAACUAUUUAUAGUCAAACUUUUGGAACUGGGUCAAUCGCUCUUAGACGUGUUUGAACAACUAUCACUUCUAUAUGUCCAAAUCCAUAGUGUACUUGGAUUCAAUACCAGUGGAAAUGUUACUAUAAACAACAUGAUUCAAAGAGAUGGAAUACCAUUUACGAAUACGCAAGAUGAUUAUAUUACACAAACGGUGAUUUCAUUCCACUUCUUUCUUUUACAAAGCUUCCUUCAAUACUUGUCGAAAAAUCUUCGUUCAAUAGUUACAAAGACAAAUCAAGUAACCAAUUUAGAAACAUUAGAAAGAAUACCGAACUUGUUCUUGAAUAUAAGUAAUAUAAGGAAAUGGCAAGCACUGACUGUGAAUUCCCCCAAGCACAAAAAAAAUAUGGUUAAGAUACUUCUGGGUUAUAUAAAGGUAUUUGACCUGAUAAAAUCUCCUAAAUUUAAAGGUUUGAAGGGAUGUUUACAAUUGAAACUUGUUGAGUUGGCGCAAGAUAUUAGUUUGUUGAAUCAAAUUGAAAUAUCCACUGAACUAAUCCCAUUCAUAAACGAUUCUAAGGAUGUUCCUGGAUUAGAAGUUCUUUUACUGAAAAUUCCUAAAGUAGAACAUGAAUCUUCCGUCAUAAUACGUGAAUUGCAAAACUGUGUUUCUGCCAAUUCCCUCAAUACUUUACUGGUAAAGUUUUUGGGAUCUCCAAGUCUUGUGAAUGAUAGACAACUCCUCCAAGCUAUGGUCAAGAAGUUUCAAAACAGUUCGUCAAUGAAACAGCAACUUUCACAGGCAUUCGUAUCAUUCUUAGUGCAUGGCGAAAUAACAGAAUUACUGACUUUACAUCUCAAUAUCCUUGAUUCAAUAACUGUUUUCAUUAGAGAUUGCCUUGCUUCAAAUAAACCAUUUGCUCAAAUGCAAACUGUACUAGCUCAACUUUUCACAGUUUAUCUGAAAUUCAAACAAACAAAGAGAGUACGAAAUCUUUCAAAUUUGUUGUACAACAUAGGAAACAAAACUGAAGAUAAACAUGCUUGGAGCUUAGCAAUAGAAUAUGAAUGUUACAUAUUAGAUAUCGAACCUUCUGACAACAACCUCGCUCAAUUAUCAGGAAAGUUUCAGAGACUAGCAACUCACACCCCAAAUCUGAUAUUUCCUUUUUUGAAAUCUUAUCUGAGGAAUUCUCUGACAUCAGAGAAAAUUCUGUUUGAUUCCUUAACUGUUCAUGUCAUUUCCAAGAUCUUAACCACUGAUCCAACUUUUGUUCUAGCAAUAAAUCAAUUAGAAAAUGACAAUUUCAAGGUACAACUUAUUGAACAAUUAUUCCACACUCUUGAAAAAUCCCCUAAUUUAAUAAAGCUAAAACUGACAUGCGACGCAAUUGCGAAAAAUGUUCAAUUCAAGGAUGAAUAUUUUGAACAUAGAAUACAAUUUGCAUAUUAUAACAUAUCCGGAAUUGAAAAUCACCUAGACCUAAGUAUUCUGGGUUCGGAUAACCCUUUAAUUCUUGCUGGCUUUCAAGUGUUGAAGUUGAUGAACCAUGGUUGGGAUGAACUCAAAAUUGAAGAGUGUACAUGUAAUGUUGAAACGUGGUUGGAAAUACAGAAUAGCGCCAGUGAAUUUGAAAUUGAGAUAUUUACUCAAAUUAUUGCCUAUUUUAAGUACAAUGGAAUGACUGGACAUUUGAUUAAGAUUAUUGAGGCUUACAAGAAGAAUAAAUCUCCUUCCACGGAUGUCAGAAUAUAUUUAGAAUCAGAGUUAUCACUUGCUUUAUCUAAAUUGUCGUUACAUUCACAAUGGUCAGAUUCAAUCAUGGAAGUUAACAGAUUAUUGAAGGAGAUCAAGCCAACUUUGAACCAAGCAAUGAACUACAACUUACUUCAACUUGAUUACUACAUACAAACAGGUAAUCUUUCACAAGCAAAGGAAAAACACAGCAAGAUUUUAUCAACACUUAAAUCACGUCCUGAAUACAAACUUGAUCCAGGUUCUAACGUUCCCAUGGGUACAAAGUUCAAUAAUUUCAUUCUCUUGGGGAAGUUUCAAUACCUCACUUGCAAAUUAAACCAUUCAUUGAAACAAACAAUUGAAGCAAGUCACAAUGCCAAGAAUGCAAUUCAGAUAUUUUACUCGCUUAUUAAGAAAAUGGCCGGUUCAAGCAUCUCCGGAAGAAACUUGAUUGAACUUAAGUGGGAAUUAACCCAUUUAUUGUUUGAUGCUUAUGGAACCAUUGUGGAAUUGUUGGGUGAAUUGGGUAUAUCGCGAGACAUUUCGUUCUAUCUCCGAGAAUAUAGUAAAGUGAAUACUUCAAUCAAUAAGAAAAUUCCAAUUGUUAAUUGUUUUAAUGAUUUUGUGGUUGGUAUAUUUCAAAUGCUUAUGAAUUCAGAAUAUAAAGAAAGUAUUGAAUCAGCAAGAAGUUACUUUCAGCUUGAAAUCGUUGAAUAUAAUUUCACUCUACAACAAUAUAAUUGUUUUGUGUCUAAUUUGAUGGGAGAUCCUGAAGCUGAAGUUCGCUACCCGAAUUAUUCUAAAUGGCAGGACAUUCCUUUUUUACAUAACUGCUAUAGUAUUGAUAAGAACCAAGAGUCAAAGUGGAGGCUUUACCGUUCCUUGUAUAUGGAUGUCCCUCUUGAAAAUAUAGAGUCUAGCGAGGAACCAGGAAUUCAACUAAUUGCCGAGACUAAUAAAUGCUUGGCCAAGGUAGCUAAAAUGGUCAAGGGCGAAAACCACUUGCAGAAAUUAUCAACUACAGUUCAAUGUUUUCCUUCAGUGGUGUCAGAUGGUGAAUGCCAAGCAAUUUACCAGCAGUUUGAUAUCCUUAAUCUACUUACAAAGUGCAAAGCACAAUUAUUGGCUUAUAUGAGGGAUGGAUAUCAAAUCCCAAUAGUUGUUUACCGUACAUUAUAUCACCUAUUGCAUAAAUGUCUUUGUAUGAUUUCUUCAAUGACGGUCUAUACAGAUGCAUAUCACCUACUGACAGAAUUUUUAUUAAUACAAGAGCGUAUGAAUUUAUACACUUUCCAUAAUGAAAGAUUAAAAAAUUCAGUGGCUACUGAUGAUUUAUUACCAAGUCAAAUUGCAAAUAUUGCCCCAAUUCAGUUUGAACAAUCAGUGAUAGAUUUUAAGGGGCUUCUUUUUAAUCAUAUCCCAUCAGGUACAACAUUUAUUAGCAUUGAUAUAUGUUCACAUUCAGGAGAUCUUUUACUUUCAAAGAUUGAUCGAGGAAAGGACCCUGUGUUUCUUAGGUUACCAGUUAAAAGAUUUCAAUCUCGGGUUAACCAACCCGAUAAGAUUGUAGGUUUUAAGGAGAUUAAGGCAAGGUUUGCUAGCAUCAUUCAGGAAAGUGACCAAUCUACCAAGAAGGAAGUUACUUCCAGGGUGAACACUAAAGCACAAAGGCAGAAAUGGUGGAAAUUAAGGUUUGAGCUUGAUUACCGAUUACAAGAACUAUUGAACGAAGUGCAGAAUUAUUGGAUUGGUGGAUUUGGUGGUAUUUUUAGCAAUUUUCAAACAGGAACUGUGUAUGAUAAAUUCAAGCAAGAUUUCUUGAAAAUUUUAUCGGAUAGGUUACCAUCAAGAAAAAAUAGAGCUUCAAAGUCUUUUACGUUUGAUGAUACGGUGAUUUAUUGCUUGUAUGCGUUGAAAGAAUACUCAAGAGAGUUGGUGGAUGAUAUUUUUUAUUACCUCAUUGACACACUAAACUUUCAUGGUGAGUUCAAUGAUUAUGCAUUAAUUAACUUUGAUAAAUUACACCAUUCAACAAAAGUUUUAAUGGACAAAUAUAGACCCUUAAGAUAUGAGACCAAACAACAAUUAAUCAUAAUACCUAGCUCUAGGUGUUUAUUUUUCCCAUGGGAAUCCAUGUUGUUACUUGAAAACCGCGCUAUAUCAAGAAUGCCAUCGAUAUCGAUGGCAAUUGAAGUAUUGAAACCACGUAUGUAUUGGUCAAACAAUCUUUCUGAUUUGUUUUAUGUGCUUAAUCCUGGUGGAGAUCUUGGUCGAAGUGAAGAAAGAUUCAAAAAGUAUUUCACGGCACACAGAAACUGGAAAGGUAUAAUUGGAAGGAAACCCCCAGAAGAUGAAAUCAUUCAUGGAAUAUCCAAUACUGAAUUGUUUGUCUAUAUUGGACAUGGUGGUUGUGACCAAUAUUUUAAAAUCUCGAAUUUCUUUAAACAUUUCCUAGCAUCUGGAUCAAAAUUACCGCCUAGUUUGUUACUUGGUUGUUCUUCAGGGGCACUUAAAGAUAAUGGUAUUUUUGAACCACUGGGGAAUAUAUAUAAUUGGCUUGCCUGUGGUGUUCCAAUGGCAUUGGUUAAUCUUUGGGAUGUUACCGAUAAAGACAUUGACACGUUUAGUGUUUCUGUGUUUGAAAAUUGGGGAUUGUUUAAACUGGAUAAAGAGAAAGUUAACUUUGCAGAAGCUGUUAGUAAAAGUAGAGAUAAGUGUACGUUAAGGUUUAUGAAUGGUUCUGCCCCGGUUGUUUAUGGUCUUCCGUUGACAUUGCCAUAG